This is a messenger RNA of Wallemia mellicola CBS 633.66, 4269 nucleotides long. RefSeq lists its product as hypothetical. The transcript is spliced from 5 exons. Bases 28 to 4230 code for a protein of 1400 amino acids. NCBI's taxonomy places the organism in Eukaryota, Fungi, Basidiomycota, Wallemiomycetes, Wallemiales, Wallemiaceae. Gene Ontology annotation, cellular component: mediator complex. The record is from RefSeq and is a predicted model, not a curated record. Gene Ontology annotation, biological process: regulation of transcription by RNA polymerase II. Gene Ontology annotation, molecular function: transcription coregulator activity.
CCGUAGAUAGGCUCGAAUGCAAAUCGAAUGAACAAAUUAGAAAUAUACGAUUUAAAGCCCCUUAAUUGGAGGCUACCAAUAUCGUCGAACUCACUAGAGUAUCCAGACUUCUACCAGCCCAUACGGGGCAGGGACGAGGAUAUCAUCAACCAAAAUACCGUGCAGAACGGUUAUACAGCUCCGCCAGCAGUACAAAAUGAAACCUUUAGCUGCAACCAGCUUAUAAUAGAUAGCCUACAAUCUAACCAAGUCGCCAGCAAUCUUGAGCUCAUUUUCAAGUCAGCUCUAGAUAAACGGCAUACACGGAAUCAUCCACAGUCUAACUAUAUAAAAGAUCUCGAUGCUGCAGAUGCUAACCUAUAUUUCAAACAACUAGCCUGCACUAACAUUCCGCUUCAAAAUCUACUUAAAUUACCCAGGAACCUCACCCCCUCAGUCAUCCUACACCAGCUCCAGCUCAACCAGGUCGAUCCACGGCGGUCUAUCUGGUUUAUAAAGCUUAUAAGCAAACCAAGCAGCGAAAACAAGCAGCUUUCCUUCAAUCUUUCUAUGGAUUGGACGAGAGUUCUUACUGGGCAGCUAUCGGAUAAGUUGAUAGAACUACCCACACCGGAGGGUGUUCUCGAUAAUUUCGACAGUAAACUAUGGCUAUCCCAAUUCACUUACAUACUUGACAUUUUACGCGCAUUCAUCGUAAAUGGACUAUUAGAUAAUUUGACUCUGCAUAUAUGGCUUCUUGAUCAUCUCAAGCAUAUCCAUAUGGCUAGGCUGCCUCUAGUCACAACUCUUGUUUUGGAGAACAUGCAAGGAUUCUAUUCUUCUCAUCAGCUUACUAAUGGAUUAGUCGAUGCUGCUUGCUGUCGUUUAGGCCAAUUCAAACGCACGAUCGCUGGAGAGAACCUGACCAGCCUUCGCUCAUCUCUCGAGCGCAUAAUAAUUAACGUAUUUACUUGCUUUCCAUGUUCAUUCGUCUCACCGAAGCUCUGGAUCAGCCAUGGAUCCCUUUUCGAAAGUUUAAUAGGAACACAGCCACACUAUCAAGCAAUCCAGAAGCGUAACCAUCAAAUGUUGUACGGAAAUACUGACAAAAGCCUUUCAAGUACGCCUUACUCAUCUCGUCAAUCCCUGGUACGAGAUAUAACGCUCCUCGAUACGAUCAACACCAAUACCAACAUUCGCGCUUGCACGUUAUCAUACUUCCAAGUUGACGACAAAUUACCAAAGCGCACAAUCGAUGAAAAAAUAACAACUAUGCUCGAUUGGGCUUCGACUGAAAAUCGAAAUAGCCAGCAUAGGUGUUAUGCGGUCGCUACGAUUCUCCGUUUUUACAUAUCUUUACAGUUGAAGCAGAAACUCUCAUCAAAAAACGUUAUAAAGCGCCACCUACAAGAGCUCAUCUUUAGUUGGAUAGAAGUCACUUCUUCGGAUAGAAAACAAGAGGAUGUACCAAAGCUCAUAGGAGAGCUCGUAAGGCGACGUGUAUUCAGUUAUAGUUCCUACCUCCAGCACAUUAUCGCAACGGGGUUGAUGAGUAAUACAAAAAAGAGCGCUAUACAUAAGAACAUCCUAAGAGAUACACCGCUUUUUGAUGCAUCCUUAUCAAUAGUCAAUCUUAGAAGAAUGUCAAUUGACAAACAGUUAAACGCAGAUGAUGAAAAAUCGUUAGAUAGUCUUAUACGCACUUUCAGAGCACUUCUUCCACGGUUGUAUAAGAACACAGAGAAUAUUCCCUUAAUUACGACAUUGGAUUUAGAUAAUUCAUUCAGAGCAUUCAAGAAACUCCCCUUGUUUUACCGAUAUCGCUGUAUACAAUCAAAUCUCCUUCCAUCCGUCUACGCUUUUAUUGAUACAAAGACAAGCGAAUCUAAGAUGUCAAUUGAUGAAGUAGCUACCGUUAUUAGUAUUCUUGAGUACUUUGAAGAUUUCGCAUCUCUUCAAAGCCUCCUGAUGGAGCUAAUACCCAAGAUAUCUGAACGGCAGGUUCUCUUCCUAUUGAUGGACACCAUUAGACGUAAUUGGACGACACUCGUGUGUCUCAAUGGAAUGGACAAACUCAUUAAAUGUGUUACUGACAAAUAUUAUGCUUUUAAUUCGAGCGGUGGUCAUGUCAGACCCCUUUUAUUGCUUUUAGUAACAGCGAAAAAUACCUCACAGCUACCGCAUCAACUACUGCCUUUCGUCAAUGAUGCAGCAGCUGCUCUCAACAGGUCCCUCAGAACAUCAAUGUCGCCAUCACCUCCACCAAGCCGUAUCUCAGAUGUACAGAAACUAUUGUAUGACAGUACUAUAUCGAAUGCUGCAGAUUUGGCCACUACCUUAUGGUUUCGUCAUUCGUCAUACACUCAAUGGGGUUCAUCAGCAUGGAUGGGAGUCUUGGAUGCCCUUAAAGUUAAGCAUGAUAAUACACCACAGCUGGUAUCCUGCUUCUCUACAUUCUUACAUGAAGUCAACAAUCGCUUUCCUGAUGGGUUGGAGAAACACAUCACUGAAAGUCUCGUAAAACACCCUGAAACGCUCCUCAGUGGAGAACUAAGUGAAGUUAUGAAAUCAAUUCUAGUACAAAUGGUCGUACGUAGGGUUGUUCAAACGACAUCCAUAAUUGAAGAUGUUUACCUACCCUUAAUCUCGCAAUCACCAUCUGACGAAGUUGUUCUCAAUCUUAAUGACGUCUUGCUAUCAAUACUAACACCGGAAAAGAAAUCACCGAUGAUUUUAAGAGAUUAUCAACACCUCAUGACGCGUAGAGGUAAAGCAUAUAGACCGCCAUAUCUAGGCAAACUUGCAGAAAUCCUACCUGUGCUCGUCAACUACGAAGUUAGCGAUAAUGUUAGCGAAACUGUUAAAUCAAGUUGUAGAUUUCUAAGAGAGAGUAUAUCAAGUCAGUCAGCAUUCUCUACAGCAUGUAUGAGAGAUCUAGAUAAUGUCUAUGAAGUCAUGAUGUCAGCUAGUAAAACUAACAUACAAGAGUUAAUAAUUGAUACACUCAAGCAAUUAAUUUCAUUUAGUAACGAUGAUGUGGAACAUGAUGAUAAAUUCGCGAUACAUCAUGCCAAUCCAUGGACAAUUAGUCGUCACAAAAUUGUACUACAUCUCGUCCUCAACUAUAAUAGCUGCGAGAAUAAAAGAUGCCAUACGACCGUUUCAGACCUUCUCAGUCAAAUGGAUAACAAUACGCUCGUAUUGGAUAUGUUGAGAGGGAUUAGUGGAAAUGCUGGUCAAGAGUUUGCAAAUAUUAAAUUUAGCUCAAUUAUGACACUUUUGGCGUCUCUCAAGGAUCUCAUCGAUGGUGAUAAAGUCGAUGAUGAGUUGCGUUGCUCGAGUGAAAUCUAUGGAAAUGUCGAAAUGGUAUCCCAGGUUUUACUCCAUAAGAAAGUCACAUUACCACUUAUUGAUAGUGACAUAAUCACUCAAAUGAUAAAAAACCUCAAUCUAUGUUUCCAGUCGAUAUUCCUACCCGGUGAUGAAACAUUGGAGAAUGGUGAAGUCGUUGAAGAAAAUGAAGAUACGAAAAUGACUGAAAGUAUAUCACACAGUCGUACACUUGAGGUGUUAUGUAUGCUGAUUCAGGUAUUACUUCGAGUACCAGAAUCCUUAACAGCAUCAAUAAGCGAUAUCGGUAAUAGAAUACUACCACAUCUCUUGCGUCAACUUACGAGAUCUGACGAUGGCCAAUUUGAAAAGCUCUACGAUACCAUCAUCGCCUUGGUGGAAAGAAUACCGGGUAAUAGCACCCAAGAUGCUUUCAACGUGGUUGAUCCUAGUGGUACAGAUCUCCCGAUUGAGAUAAGGAGGGUACUCCCAUUGACUCAAUCAAUGCGCAUUCAAACUAAAUUCAGUAGUUGGGACCUCCUCGACCAAAUUCCCGAAACUAAUGACAGUAAACGCGUGCAAUUUAACGCGCCUCAGUUGCACAAAUGGCUCGAUGCCCAACUUGUUAACGACAGACUGUUGGAUGCUAACUCACAAAUCGAAUUUGAAUAUGAGAGGAACAUACCUGGAGAUGGUCUCGAAGCAGGACCAAUAUUGGCCUACCAAUUCAAGAGGUCGCUCCGAAAUCAAGAUCUAGGAAUGACGACUGAACCACCAGUCGACGAUGUCGGCAUCAACCUCAAAAAGCGCAAGGUGGAUGAAGAGAAUGGCAGCAACGGCAAUGGUAUUGCUUUAACUCCCGCAUCUAAUCUAAGCACAACAACGCAAAACAGAAGAACAUCAACUAGACGUCGCAAGUAAGCAAUCGUUUAUACCUAAUAGCAUUUAAUUAGAAAUUGU